Messenger RNA from Cavia porcellus (domestic guinea pig), 1812 nucleotides. RefSeq names its product endogenous retrovirus group K member 18 Env polyprotein-like. The transcript is spliced from 2 exons. Lineage: Eukaryota; Metazoa; Chordata; Mammalia; Rodentia; Caviidae. The record is from RefSeq and is a predicted model, not a curated record. Gene Ontology annotation, molecular function: structural molecule activity. Bases 347 to 1387 code for a protein of 346 amino acids.
GCCAGAUUACAGCUAAGAAAAUCCCGCCGCUCACAGCGACCAAAUUUAAAUCCCCUCCCUACAUGGGGACAAUUAAAGAAAUUGACCAUAGAAGGGCAACGGCUUGUCCUUCAAGCAGGAAAGCCUUUAAACCCCGAAAACUUGUUUUUAGCUUUAUGUGCCUUGCUCACCGUUGCAUCGGGGACUGAGUCUUCCAGAUCCAAAGAAAAUAACUGACGGAGCUCCUAUAUUUCAACAAAAGACGGCUCUCUUGUGGUGGGGAGAUGGUGGAAUCGCUAACCCUGCUGUUGCAGCCGAAGAAUACCCUCAUCACCUUCAAAAUCAUAUUUGGAAGAUCCCAGCCGCUAUGCAACCUGUAACCUUGUACAAUGUUUCAUAUUCAGGGACUAGUCGAUCUGUAUCUACUACUUAUAAUUUUACUAGGUUUAAAAUGUAUAAUAUUACUGUUUGUGCACCUCUACCUUAUGUCUUUUUAGUGGGAACUUUUAAUUUUACACAUUUUUCUUGUACUUGUUUAAAUUGUCAAUUGUUUACAUGCUUAAAUAGCACACUAAAUUUCACUAAGCCUUAUACAGUUAUGCUGUUACAACAAAAAACUCAUAUUUGGUUGCCUGUAAAUUUAACUCGACCUUGGUCUCAAGACCCGGUAAUUUCUGUUACUACUGAAUUUUUUAAACAUCUGUUAAAACGUACAAAAAGAUUUAUUGGAAUAGUGGUUGCUGUACUGUUAAGUCUGAUAACUGUAGCCUCCCUAGCAGCAGUCUCAGGAAUAGCUUUACAAACCUCUUUGCAAGAAAAACAUGUUGUAGAAUUAUGGCAUAAAAAUUCUCAUGAACUUUGGUUAACUCAGUGGCAAAUAAACGUCAGACUACAACAACAAAUAGACCUCCUUAAACAAACAGUUGAAUGGAUGGGUAGAAAAAUAUUGGCUCUUCAGCAUCAAGUGUUUUUAAAAUGUGAUUGGAAUUCAACUACUUUCUGUAUAACCCAACGACCUUAUAAUCAGACAGAACAUGAAUGGGAAAUGAUUAGAAUGUAUUUAAAUGGAAACACCUCUGCCCAGGAGAAAAUAGAAUCUUUGCAUAAUCAAAUUGACAAGGAUUUUGCAAAGCAAAAUGAUGAUGAAUCUCUAGCACAAUUCGCGCAAUUGCUUGCUCAAUCUUUGAAAGGAUUAGAUUCCAAAGGAAUCUGGCAGAGCAUUACCCACACUUUUAGUGGCAUGGGACUUAGUUUAAUUAUAGUUCUCAUUGCCAUAGUUCUUGUGUAUUUUUACUGCAUAAGACGAAAUGCUAUUAAUAACCUGAUCUUAUGGAAAUUGUUGUUAAAAAAUAAAAAGGAAGGAAGUGUGGGGGAUGAGGUGUCACUUUGUAGGCCCAACCCCCUCUAACCUGCAAUUUACAAUAGCCGCCCUGGUAUGCGAGAAGGAGGUAGAACGGGAAUGCCUGUUCUCAGUGAGCCCUCACCCUCUGGAAUCCAUACUGUGAGCUGGCUUUGUUUUGCAGAAGUCUUGAGGAAGUGGCUGGCCACCCUUUGUGACACUAACAGCAGACAAAUUAACAACAUUCUUGAGCUAAUGAAUUUCUUCCUGGGCUAGAGAGGUUAUGAGAACUGGUUGUGAUUAUUUACUUCACUUAGAUAGUUUUAGAAUAAACAUUGUAGUCUGUCACGUUGUAGCUUGCCACAAAGAAUGCCUUUUCACUACUUAAUUAUCUGGGCUCUGUGAAUUGAUCGGGUUUACUAUAUAUGAAUCCUAAAAUAAAGAUUGUGCGUACAGUGCAGUGCAGUGCAGUGUAACGCGGUGCAGACAGCAAA